UAGUGCUAUUGUUCGUUUUUAGUGCUACUCACCACGCAUGGCCACAUCGAAGUGACGACAGCCAAGUGAAUUUAACUUGUCUGUCCUCACUUUGUUUCUGUAUUGAAGCAAUACUUACUCACUGUCAUACAUUUUCCCUUUCAAUUCGAGAAAAUCAAUCGGGCUUCGUUCUCCGUUGUUGAAGAUGAGCGACAGCGACGACGACGUCCCAACGCUGUCGGCUCACACUCUGGCAGCUCUUCAGGAGUUCUUCGAGGAGACCCGAGCAGAGAAUACCCGCAAUGACCCUUCCCCAGACGCGGACCACUUUGCCGUGGGAGCCGUGAACGAAGACUGGCGGAUGAGUCAGUUCUGGUACACUGACGACACGGCGACACGAUUGGCUGAGGAGCUUCUGCACGAAGCUGGAGGAGGAGGAAGGAUCGCCUGUGUGAGUGCCCCCAGCGUUUACCAGAAGAUCAAGCAGCUUUGCGGCCCCCGCGGCGGUCCGGCGGCCGUGGCGGUCCUGGAGUACGACCGCCGCUUCGCCAUCUACGGCGAUGACUUUGUCUUCUACGACUACAACCACCCGUUGGCGUUUGCGGAGCGGGGCGUGGCCGCCGGCAGCUUUGACGUGGUCCUGGCAGACCCGCCCUACCUCUCGGAGGAGUGUCUCACCAAAGUGGCCCAGACUGUCAAAUACCUCAGCAAAGAAAAAGUGCUGCUGUGCACAGGUGCCGUCAUGGAGCACCUGGCCAAGGAUCUUCUCAACGUGCAAAUGUGCCGCUUCCUGCCUCGGCACGAGCGCAACUUGUCCAACGACUUCCGGUGUUUUGUCAACUACCCGUCGGGGCUGCUGUCCUGCGGAUGAGUGGGAAAAGGGAAACGAGAGAGGUGGGGGGGACCAUCCAAAAUGUUCCACUUGAUGAUGAGCGGACAAUGUUCACAGGCUGGCGAGUCGCAUGACUCUGCGUCCUAAUGCGAAAUGUGGACGACGCUGGCACAGAACGAACGGCAAGCGUGACAAAAACGUUACCACGUUGUCGAUAUCUGUACAAACUUCAUGUCCUGCUGUAUUUGCGACCGUGUACUGCCGUGUAUGGAUGGA
This is a messenger RNA of Hippocampus zosterae (dwarf seahorse), 1087 nucleotides long. RefSeq names its product EEF1A lysine methyltransferase 1 (gene eef1akmt1). Gene Ontology annotation, biological process: methylation. The record is from RefSeq and is a predicted model, not a curated record. Gene Ontology annotation, molecular function: nucleic acid binding; protein-lysine N-methyltransferase activity. Lineage: Eukaryota; Metazoa; Chordata; Actinopteri; Syngnathiformes; Syngnathidae. The coding region runs from base 185 to 850 and encodes 221 amino acids. The transcript has 4 exons.